AUGGUGACAAGUCUCAAAUGGGAGAACUAUGGUGCUUUUGCGGCUACUUGCAAAGAUGAUCCUGUACGAUGUGAGACCUUGCUGGAAAUGUCCCAAACGUCGUAUUUGCUCAAUAGACAAGGAGGCGACAACUGGAGCAUCGCCGUCUUCGCCAGCCAUGGAGAUGGAUCAAGCCAAUUCCUCAAAAGCCUCCGCGUAGUUAGCAGGCCAUUCUGCUACAGCGCAACGCAAAUUCUAUUCCAGGCAGUCCGCCUAUUCCAGAAAGAACGGAGCGAUUCCGAUCUCGAGAAACGGGAUGAUAUUCAGGCAUUACUGGAACUAGCCCAGUCUGGAGCCAGUCGAUACAUACGGGUCAUGCGAGUUCGUGGUGAUACUUUCUUCAAGUCCUCUGACCCAAGUGAGGGAGUAGAAGUGAUAGGCACUGUUGCGAAAGCCUUCCGGGACUACGUGCGCCCGAGACUUGAGAGGUUGGAGCUUUUUGAACCCAACAAUCUGAUGCUGCGCGAAUUCUCUCAUCACGCAGUGGCCCCUAUCAUCGCCGGUCUCAAGUACCUCACUAUCUGGGGAUGCACAGGGUGUCCAAACAGUGCGGAGAUACGACGCAUCUUGCAAUCAGGUUAG
Aspergillus pseudonomiae is the source of this 621-nucleotide messenger RNA. RefSeq lists its product as uncharacterized. The coding region runs from base 1 to 621 and encodes 206 amino acids. NCBI's taxonomy places the organism in Eukaryota, Fungi, Ascomycota, Eurotiomycetes, Eurotiales, Aspergillaceae. The transcript is spliced from 2 exons. The record is from RefSeq and is a predicted model, not a curated record.